Molecule: messenger RNA, 3562 nt
Organism: Chinchilla lanigera (long-tailed chinchilla)
Lineage: Eukaryota; Metazoa; Chordata; Mammalia; Rodentia; Chinchillidae
Gene: Fam111a
Product: family with sequence similarity 111, member A
Exons: 3
Coding region: 1000-2844 (614 amino acids)
Source: RefSeq, a predicted model, not a curated record
UGCAUUUGUUGCUUUUUUUUUUUUUUAACAUUAUUUGAGUCAAAUCGCAGAGCACACGUGGAGGAAGAAGCAGCGAUUUCGUGCACUCCGCGUGCUUUGGGCGCACAUGAGGGCCAGUUCCCCAGAAUUUUCACCUGUAUUGCACUCAUCAGAACGCUGUGCAGACCUGUCGCUUCCCGUGCGUCCUAUCCUUCUGUCACCUGUGUGAGAGGUGACAGGGUGGGACCUGGGUCCCUGCCUCCACCACAGCCCCGGAUACGGGAACCCCUGCUCUGAAGGCGGCCCGCUGCUUUCUGCAGUCUCUGCUCCUCAGCUUUGAGGUGCGAAUAUUUAAAGUCCAUCUCGCCUUCUUCAUCUGGCCAGCAGAGGUCUGGAAAAUCGCUUUUUCAGAGGCGGUUUGUUUUGCUGGCCCCUGCUGCUCCCUGGCUGUCCUGGUCCUGGCGUCCGGGGCGAUGCUGCUCCCUGGAAUGGGCCUGCUUCCCCGCGCCGUCCCUGCCGUCACCGCCCAGCCUCAGAGCCUCGCUAGCGGGGGUCUGGGCCGCCCCGGGGCUGCGUCACCCCCAGACCUCCUGCCCAGCCUUGCUACCCUGGGGCUGCAGCCUGGGACGGCCCCUCCGCCUCCCAGCCUCCCCUGCAGUCUUGCGGUCAGGAUCCCAGCCACCUCAGCCGCACCCAGGCCAAAGCGUACGCUUCCUCCCUCCCUCUAACCUCCGAGGGGCCUGAGGCGUCCUGCAGACUUCAGCAACUUGAAAAGCAGAAGCACCCAGAAGCUGCGAGCCAACUUCCUGCUGCGCGAGCAGAGGCGCGGAGCGGCGGGAGGCGAGAGCGCGGGCAGAGCUGGGCCGGCUCCCUCCCAGGGCGGGCUCCCCGCCCACACCCCCGCUCCCGCCCCUGGGACCUGCGCGCGGUCCAGAGAGCGGACACCUGCGGCCGUGCGCACCCGCGACAGAGGCGCUCCUUGGGUUUCAGCUGAAUCAUCAGUGUCAACUUCAAGCCAUCAUGAGCUGCCAGAAGCGCAGGUCCCGAAAGGCUGACAUAAAGAACAACACGAAAAUAGAGGACUACUUUCUUCAGGUCCCAAGAGAACCACAGAAUGGCACCAAUAUUUCUCAAACGAAGGCGGGGUCUAGGAAAAGGGUAAGGGAUAUAACAAAUACCCAAGAUCAAGGAUGCCCUUUUCCUAAGAAAAUUCCAGACAACCAGACCAUGCACCUAAAGAAGGUCAUUAACAUUAUCUUGGAUGUAAACCACAGAAAGAACCAAAACAUGAAAUAUGUCCUCCAGGAGAGUGAGCGGGUCACCUUAUAUAAGGCGCUCAGCACUCUCAAAGCUGUCAAAGAAGAGGAAAAAUCUCAGCCAGGCAAAGAAAUGCUGGUGUGUGGCACAGAAGGAAUCGAAGGGUUCCUAAACCUCGGAAUGCCCCUCAAUUGUUUUCCUGAUGAGAGCAGUGUGAGAAUUACUUUUUCCAAACAUGUAAGUGAACAGGAAAAUCACGUAUUUGGCCGGCAUGACAGGACAUCCACUGACUGUAUCAAAUUUUAUAUUCAUGCAAUUGGGAAGACAAAAAAACAGAUUGUUAAAUGUAGGGAGCUCCACAAAGAAGGAAACAAACUCUGUGUCUUUGGUUUCAAAGGAGAAACCGUCAAGGACGCUCUGUGCAAGGAUGGACGUUUUCUUCCUUUUCUGGAGAAUGACCCCUGGAAGCUCAUCCGCAACCUGAAGUACAUUAUAGAAAGCAGCCAGGUAGUGGACAAGUUAGAGGGAGACCUCUUUCAGAUUGAAGUUGAGAACAGAAGGAGCUCCAGGGUGGCAGCCAUGCCCGGGGCUGCACAGAAUUCUGAGUUAGAGAACAGCAACUUCCGUGUGUUGAAAGAAUACAUUGUGGAAGAGUAUCCCACUUUGAAAAGAGAAAUGGAAAAAAUCAGAGAAAACUUCAAGAAAGAAAUGAAAACAGAAAAAAAACAAAGAACUGCAUUAAUUAGGCUGCAUAAAGCCAACUUCGGGAAACAGACAAGAAAUUCUACUCCAGUUAAAAUAAUCAAGCUCCUUUCACGCCUCAGUGAGUCAGUUGGAUUCUUACACUGGAACAACAAUGGAAACGAGGGUAGUGCCACCUGCUUUGUCUUUGCAAAGUCACUCAUUUUAACUUGUCGGCACGUGAUACAUGAUAUUGUGGGGUCAGGGGUGGAGCCAAGCGGGUGGGCAGCCAUAAUUGGCCAGUGUGCGUGGGUGACUUUCAGUUAUGAAGAGUUUGAAACAAAGGACCAUGACCGCUUUUGCAUUGAACCUCGGUUUGAGGUAUCUGAUGUAAACCUCGAUUAUGCGGUCCUGAAACUCAAGGAAAAUGGACAACAAGUACCUGCAGGACUCUACAACGGAAUCGGGCCUAUACCACCUAACGGGGUGGUGUACAUUAUUGGCCAUCCUGAUGGGAAAAUGAAGUCCACUGACGCCUGUGUUGUGAUUCCUCAGAGUGAGCGAACGCAGACAAGCCACAGAAAUUUUAGAACAUCAGUGCCUGAGCCUGACUGUGAACCUAGGUUUCUCCACAUGUACACUCAGAAAAGUUUCCAGGAAAUUCUUCACAACCCUAAUAUUGUUACCUAUGACACCACUUUUUAUUGGGGUUCUUCUGGCUCUCCAGUGUUUGAUUCGCAGGGCUCACUGGUGGCCAUGCAUACUGCUGGUAUCACUGAUCAGUACUUAGGAGGGAAUUUACAUAUCAUUGAGUUUGGCUCCGCUAUGGAAUCCAUCCUUUCUGAUAUGAAACAGAACCACAAGGAGUGGUUCGAACAAGAAGUUGUAAACCAGCAGGAUGUAGAAAUGCCGAGUCAAGAGUACUGAGGACUGGUGAGUCCUCACCUUGCCUAUGCAGUUGCUAUUCCAUAGCUAUGAUGAUGAUUUUCUAAUUUCCCCAGUGGUCAUUUUCAGAAAAAUUAAAAUAGUUGAUACUAUAGACCAGCCAUUUAUAUAAACCCAUGAAGAAAUUUGCCCUGUUAAAAAAUGAAGCUGGAUUGUCAGCUGCUUGCUAAGGUCCUUGUCCUUUUUUCCAGACUGUCAAAGGACGGUGGUGCAUCAAACAAAACCCGUCUUGCUUUGUCACCUUUAGAUCAGUCAGAGUGAAGCAUUUGAUCUCUGGCGAGACAGGGUCUGUGCCCCACCUCAACCUGAAGCAGUUAUCAGAAGACAGCCCCAAAUCCCUUCCGCAUCCCUCAAGAAUAAGGAAUCACAGUGCUGGGGUUGGGAGUCAGGCAGAAUGGAAGAAAUAAAGAAAUUAGAAGGAGACAGGGAAAAUUACAAUUUGUAUAUUGUACUUCUAAGAAGAAGGUGACUUAAAGACAGAGUUACCCAGGGUUUUCCACGUCUGCACACCCUGGCAGCUUGUCUGUGCUUCUUUUCUUUCAGGAGUAUCAUACCACAAAGCCCUUGACCAUGCUGUAAGUCUACAAAUCAACUUAACUGGUAAAGUAAAAGGUAGAGAGACUUGACCUUAAGAGAAAUAGAUUCAAAGGUUUCAAAGAAUGUUUUUAGGCAAUGUAGUUCAUCUUUAAAAAAAAAAAAA